Prorocentrum cordatum is the source of this 1716-nucleotide messenger RNA. The record is from the annotation of a GenBank genome assembly. Lineage: Eukaryota; Dinophyceae; Prorocentrales; Prorocentraceae.
AUGGCGCUCUCCGACUGCUUCCGCCGGAAGCUGCCCGGCCUCUCGAGCAGAGCCCGGCGCGGCGACGCGACGCCCGACGGCGGCGCGGGCUGCGCGGGCCGACUCGCCCCCCGGGAGCUGGACCCGCCCGCCAGGGGCGAGGCCCACAACGCGGCCAGCUGCGCCCUCAUCAGCAGCUUCCUCUUCGGGUACUCGCUCUGCGUCCUCGACACCUGCCUCGGGCUGCUGCCCGUGGUGUUCCAGUGGUGCAACAACGAGUGGCAGUCCGACUGCUUCGCCAGCCGCGCCUGCCAGGCGCUCGUGAACGCCUCGGUCUACCUGGGCGCCGCGAUCGGCGCCGUCCUGUCUGGGAGGCUCUACGGCAAGGGCCCGCGCUAUCAGAUCAUGACCUCGGACGUGAUCUUCAUCGCGGGCGCCCUGCUCGGCGCCACGGCGCGGGGCGUCAUCGGGCUCCUCCUCAGCCGCCUCGUCUCGGGCGUCGGCCUCGGCCUCUCGGCCAUCGCCGCGCCGGUCUACAUCGCGGAGGUGUCCCCGCGGGAGAGGCGCGGGUCCAAGGGCGCGCUGCACGGCGUGUUCAUCGGGGUGGGCAUCUGGUUCUCCAUCACCUGCGGGGUCCCGCAGUCGCCGCCGCCGAGCGGGGAGGGCGAGAGCAUCGGUGACCUGGACGGGUGGUAUUGGCGCCUCAUGCUGGGCGCGGCGGCGAUCCCCGCCCUGCUGCAGCUGGUGCUCUUCCAGCGGGUGCUCCCCGUGGACCCGCCGGGCUUCCUGCUGCAGAACGGCAGGACACAGGAGGCGCGCGGGCUCCUCUACAGGACCUACGGCCUGGAGCCCCCGAGGGGCCCGGGAGGCCAGGGGCACCCCGGCGAGCCGAGCGGCGCGGAGCCGGGCAGCCCUGCGGCGAGGGUGGAGCAGAUCCUCAGCGAGAUGGUCCACGCCUGCGAGCAGGCCACCCAGAUCCCGCGACUGCGCAUCCACCAGGCGAUCUGCGACAGGUACUUCCAGCCCGCGCUGUUCGUGGGGUUCGCCCUCGCGGCGUUCCAGCAGCUCAGCGGCAUCAACGCGCUGAUGUCCUACUCGAACGCGCUGUUUCUGCAGGCUGGGAUCCCGAGCUCCCAGCUGACCCUGGCGUCGACCAUCAUGGCCACGUGCAACGCCUUUGCCUCGAUCAUGAGUUCCAAGUUGGUGGACCGCUGGGGCAGGCGGGCGCUGCUCCUGCUUGGGCCGUUCCUGCAGAUGGCCGCCAUGUUCUGCAUCUCCGAGUGCUCGCCAGAGCACGGCUCGUGGGCCUGCCCAAUACCAGACGCGCUCGUGACCCCGACCAUGGUGCUGUGCUGCUUCUGCGUCUUCACGGUCUCCUUCGCUGCUGGACUGGGCGCCGUCACGUGGAUCUAUCUCUCCGAGAUUUACAUCAUGGAGAUCAGGGGCUCCGCGCUGAGCGCGUGCGGCGUGAUAAAUUGGCUCAGCUGCUUCAUCGUUGUCUUCGGCAUGCCCUUCCUUGGCCUGCACGGCGCCUGCAAGUUCUUCGGCGUGGUCUGCCUCGUCGGCUUUGUGGGCGUGCACUUCUUCGUGCAGGAGACGAAGGGGUGCUCGAUGGACGACAACCCGCUGACACCGCAGAGCGACAGGGGCAAGUCGCCGCUGCUGUGCACCCCCCAGUCGGAGGAGGACAGCCAUGCCGAGGUGCGUAUGCGAAUCGAGCACCCCGGCAAGCGCUGA